Nematolebias whitei (Rio pearlfish) is the source of this 1080-nucleotide messenger RNA. RefSeq names its product KICSTOR complex protein SZT2. The record is from RefSeq and is a predicted model, not a curated record. The transcript has 8 exons. NCBI's taxonomy places the organism in Eukaryota, Metazoa, Chordata, Actinopteri, Cyprinodontiformes, Rivulidae. The coding region runs from base 1 to 1080 and encodes 359 amino acids. Gene Ontology annotation, cellular component: peroxisome.
AUGUCACAGCACAAUACUGGCGCCAGCAGCUGUUUGAGGUGUCCUGUUUAUGUCUACAACUGCUCAUGGGAGCACCUGAAAGAGCAGCUGGUCCACCCAAAUUCAAACCGCCAGCCCAAAGACAUCUUCUUUAGAUCUUUGUCUCAGGACCGCGGCAGUCCAUCCCCCUGGGCAGAACUCCUUGCUCAGCCUCACAAACACAAGGAACUGGCUAACUAUUGCAGCCUGCUGCAGGAGCACUAUCACCAGAGCUACGUCAGAGGUGUGUACCGAAGUCUGCAGCAGUCCUACAGCAUCAGCUACCAGGAUGUCCUGAUGGCAAUGGACUACUGUGAAGAAUCACUGCAGGAGAUUGACAUCACCACCUUCCUGCAGACCCUCUGUGGACACAUCAGGACUUUUAAGGAAAGCAGAAAGGCUCCAAACUCCAGGGAGAGCCCCCAACCUUCAAGGAGCAUUGGAGAGACAAAUGAUGGGCGAGCAGAUACCAAGGCAGUCCUAGGCUCCAUGUGCAGCAGUAUUGAAGUGGAAGAAUCCUGUGAAGCUGAAUCUGGGGGGAGGCUCCAUACUUCCACACCACCAUCAGGCCUGAGUCAGUCCAAGGUCCCAGAGUUUCCUCUGAGCUUGCUGCAAACGCAGCCCCAGUGUCAAGUGUAUCCAGACCUGCACAGAAUCAUUCAGAACAAAUUCAUGGACAUCCUGUCUCAGUAUUUUAAAAGUGUGCCCUCCAAUCCACACUACUUCUUUUAUUGUUACCCGUCGAUGAAGAAAGAUGUGAACUCAGAAGAUGGAGUGUCAGAGAAGAUACCCAGUGAAGAGCUGCUUUCAGAGGCUGAGCCGGCAACUGAAGAAGACAACAUGUCAGGCUGCUGCAACACGUCAGAAAGUGACACAGACCUGGUGGUGGAAUAUGAGGAGCAUCUAGAUUCCAGCUCCCAUGGAGAAGAUGAAGACCACUCCCUGACAGAUUCCAACACAGUCAACCAAGACCAGGACUCCUUCAGCAUCCUGGAUGGAGACUCCCUGCUGGAGCCUGAAGUACCACAGCUGGACAUGCCCCCCCUUAGUGCCAAAGAAUGA